UUGCGCUUCAAAUUUUAUCAAUUAUAGAACGUUCGUUCUCAGUCUUAACAAAGAACUAUUUUUAGAAAUUUUUUAAUCGAAAUAUUUGCGUUUCGACGUCUAUCCUUCUACUUUGAAGCACUCAAAACCAAUUAUCGCACUAACACACGUCACAAAAGCCAUUCCUGAUUUGAGGAUUUCUCAAAAUGUUGUUUAAAAACACUGUAACGGAGUCAACAGUGGAUAAAAUAAUUUAAUUAAUGAUAAUUAAUAAAUAAUAAAAUAAUCAAUGAACAUUAAAAUUUCUUCAACAAUAAAAAUUAAUCGUGCAAGAAUUGUUUGGUUUUGCAUGAAAAGAUCACACAAUUUGGAGCUGCCUCGUGCAGUCUCUGAAUUGAAAAUAUAUUUUUUGAAACAAGCCACCGAGCUCUGUGCAGAUAUUUUUUGUUAUGGCACAUAGUUCAUGCUGAUCGCGCCUUAAAUAAUCACAGAAUUUCAAGAAAUUUCCAAUCAAUGGCUUCGCUAUUAGGGAUUCUGUUGCUCGGAUUAUUCGGGAGUACACUGGGAUUGGUGAAAUUCCAACCCGAAGCUGUUCAUCUUUCUUAUGGAGAAAAUCCUCACGAUCUCGUUGUAACAUGGAGCACACGGGACAACACAAACGAAUCCAUAGUCGAAUAUGGUAUCGGAGGGCUCAAGUUCGCAGCAAAAGGGACAAGACAGUUAUUCGUCGAUGGAGGAAAACAGAAACGAAAACAGUAUUUUCACAGAGCUGUACUGAAAAAUUUGAAGCCCAAUAGUAAAUACGUUUAUCAUUGCGGAAGCAGCCUGGGCUGGUCCGACAUGUUCUACGUUCAAACUACACCGGAUGAUUCAGCCGACUGGUCUCCUCAUCUCGCGAUUUUUGGCGACAUGGGCAACGAAAACGCCCAAAGUCUUGCCAGACUCCAGGAAGAGACGCAACGUGGCUUCUACGACGCUAUUAUUCACGUUGGCGAUUUCGCUUAUGACAUGAACUCUGAUAACGCCCGAGUCGGCGACGAAUUCAUGAAACAAAUCGAAGGAGUCGCUGCUUACCUUCCCUACAUGACGGUCCCUGGAAACCAUGAGGAAGCCUAUAAUUUCAGUAAUUAUAGAGCUCGAUUUUCGAUGCCUGGUGAUUCCGAGGGUUUGUGGUACAGUUUCAAUCUAGGACCAAUCCAUUUCGUGGCGAUCGAGACCGAAGCUUAUUAUUUCAUGAAUUAUGGAAUUAAGCAGGUUAUCAAGCAGUUUGAUUGGUUGGAGAAAGACUUGGCCGAGGCUAACAGGCCAGAAGUGAGGGCAAAGCGGCCGUGGAUCGUGACUUUUGGUCAUCGCCCGAUGUAUUGCAGCGACAAAAAUGCCGACGAUUGUACAAACCACGAAUCCCUCGUCAGAGUUGGUUUGCCUCUCUUGCAUUGGUUCGGUCUCGAAGAUCUUUUUUACAAAUAUCGUGUCGAUCUCGAGAUAUGGGCUCACGAGCACAGUUACGAGCGUAUGUGGCCACUGUAUAAUUUCAAGGUUUACAACGGAAGCAAAAAUGAGCCUUACACGGAUUACCGAGCGCCGGUCCACGUGGUCACGGGAUCGGCGGGUUGCAAAGAAGGAGUCGACGAUUUCGUCCGUCCAAGUCCGGAGUGGUCGGCAUAUCGGAGUUCCGAUUACGGAUACACGAGGAUGAAGGCAUACAACAAAACGCAUCUUUACCUCGAGCAGGUUUCGGACGACAAGAAAGGCGCAGUAAUCGACAAAAUGUGGCUGGUCAAACACUCUCCCAUGCCGAAUUACUCCCAUGCCAAACUCCACAGAAAAGAUUGAAAAUACUCGUCACAAAAUUUCUAUACAUUUUUAACAAUUGAAUCAAAAUUAUUGGCAAAAUUUAUUUUCCAUGACAACGAUUUGAAUUGUAGAAUACUGUACGAAAAUAAAGAGAAUGAGAAAAAAAAAUUCAUUUUAUGUUAUCGAAUGAA
Venturia canescens is the source of this 1964-nucleotide messenger RNA. RefSeq names its product acid phosphatase type 7. The record is from RefSeq and is a predicted model, not a curated record. The transcript is spliced from 7 exons. Bases 493 to 1812 code for a protein of 439 amino acids. Gene Ontology annotation, molecular function: metal ion binding; acid phosphatase activity. NCBI's taxonomy places the organism in Eukaryota, Metazoa, Arthropoda, Insecta, Hymenoptera, Ichneumonidae.